AUGGCUCAGAAGGAACAUAGAAUCCUGAACUACGUGUUGAAAAAUGCUGUCCGCGGUAACCCGCAGAGUGUGGUGGACACGAUCGACCAAUACUGCAGCCAGAAGGAAUGGGCCAUGAAUGUGGGAGAUGAAAAAGGUAAAAAAAAUAACAAAAUAAACCUUAGUUUUUAUGCAAUGCAUGUUUUGUCAUUCUUUCUCUAUUGAGAGUUAUGCCAAGCAAAAGAGCGUUGAAUAAACAAACUCCAUUUUAAGUUUUUCUUAGAUAAUUAUGGCAAAAUAGAUAAACUAGCCUGUGCAAGUGCAAGAGUGACCAAUCAUUACAGCAGCACUUAGUUACCAUCAAUAUAGAAUAGCAAGGGACUUUAGUAGGGUCAAUAAGGUAAGACUAAAUAAUAUAAAAAUCAAAUAUAAUAUAAUAAUCAAAGAAAUAAAUUAUUCAGAACAAACAAACUAAAACUUGCUAUAGAAAACACUCAGAGCUGGCCCCAUACAAUAGAAAGUCAUAUGAAUCCCAUAAUAAGACUGGUAAGUCUCCUUAGGUGAUAUCCCUAUAUCACACCAUAGGGAAAUAGUGGAGAGUGGCAGUUACCUUGGGUGCCUGUGAUCCUGCUGUAGCUGCAUUAUGAGAGGCCGAGGGAGAUAGUAUAUUGGAUGUCUUAUCAUCUAGAUUAGCUUCCUCUUGUAGCCCAGGUAAAUCUUUUUUUUUUUUUUUGUAAAUAUGUUUUUAUUGAACAUUUCGUUUUGUUUUUGUUUUUUUGCUUUGUUUUUUCAUAGUUAUCAACAUGGAACAGAAAAACAUGGACACGCAAGUCCCUUUGGUCAUUUGUACUUGUUUAUACAUCAUAGGGCAUAGUCUGUUAGACGUGUCUUGGCGACUCGCAGGUCGCUUUCUUGAGUAAAUGGUGUGUGCAUAGUUACAAAUAGUACUUUGUUAUAUCUGACGUGUACCUUUUCUGCAUUGGGUAGUUUUGUAUGUCCCGCCAAUUUUCGUCUAGUCCCCCAUGCUCACCCUGUAGCCACCAUGCAGUCCUAGGACAUGUGGGGUACCUACUGUGUAGGGUCCCAUCAGGGCAUGCAGCCUCCUUGCGACCCCGUGUCUAAGGUCCAGGAUGGUGGUAUAGUGGGGUGUUGACCCCCUACGCUGGUACUAUUCGGCUCUGCCCAGCGUUAUACAUUGGUGUGGAUGGGAGUAACCUAAGGGGCAUCCUGCGUUUCCUUCUAAACUAGUAACGUUUGUAACUCGCGGAACUGGCGCUCUUCCACCCCCCGUACCCGCGGGGCCGUAAGCCGUUUUGGGCACUGCAGGUGGCCGCACCCCGACAGGUAUCAUACCCCCCCAGCACACCCCUGAGGGGUCGGCCCCCCGCAUCCCGAGCCCGUGCUCCUCCCGGACCUGCCAGUGUGUGGGGUAGGGUGGGGUACUGCGUCUUGGGCCAGGUGUGGGUCGUCCCGUUAGGCUCCUGGUGUCUCCUCCUGGGGGUUGUCCAUUCCUCCCCCCAUGGUCAAAUGCACAGUUCAAAAUGCCUCCGUUCCCACCCAUGUCAGCCAGGGUGUCCAUGUGUCUAGGUAUGUCUGCAUUCGGUCUUGGGCUGAGUACCAGAUUUCCUCCGUUACUCGUAACUCCUCCAUUCUAGUAAACCACAGGGAAAGCGUUGGAGUUGUGUCUUUUUUCCAGUACAAAGGUAUUAGGUGUUUUGCGACAUGAAGAAUGCGGAUGGUCAGGGAGCGUUUGUAUCGUGGUGUGGGGGUUGUCGUGUGGUGCAGGAGGUACGGGGCGGGCUGGAAGGGUGGGACAUUGUCCGUGAACAGGGCCACCAUGGCAGCUAUUUUCUCCCAGAACGGUACUAUGAGUGGGCAUUCCCACCAUAUGUGGAGGAAGGAUCCUACCCCUCUCUUGCCGUCCGUGUCUAAGUGCAUUCUCUGUAAGCGUUCUGAUGUCAAAUACCAUUGUGUGAGGACCUUGUAGGCCGUUUCCUGCGUUUUGCUAGCAAUUGCGCAGUGGUGCACUAGGUCGCAGAUCUUGUGCCACUGGGUCUCGGUAAGUGUUUCUCCUAUGGCGGUCUCCCAUUUGGACAUGAAGGAGGGUAGGGGUUGUCCCUGUUGUCGUUGUAGCAUAGAGUAGAGGUGGGAAAUGCUAUGGGGCAUGGGCUCCGGGUCCUGGCACAACUGUUCGAAUUGCGUGAGAUCCCUAUAGAUAUCGGGGAGGCUGCAAUCUUUUGUUCAGUGUCUCCUUGCAGAGGGUGGAGUCCCUGAAUGUCAGUGCUGCACACUGUGGGAAGCACCUCUAGCAGCCAUCUGAGGAGUGACCAGUAGAGUUAUCAUUAGGGUGUAAUGGAAACACUGCAUUUUCUCUGAAAAAGUGCUUACAACAAAAAGCCUGAAGUGAAUGAUUAUACUCACCAGAACAAAUACAAUAAGCUGUAGUUGUUCUGGUUUCUAUGGUGUCCCUUUAAGGCUUCCUGUCAAACAUUAUUUAAUGCCUAAAGCUAAAGUAGUACUGAAAUAGCCUUUGUCCCAAGACAAAAAAGGGUGCCUCAGAUUGACAUUGAGGUAAAAAGUAUUCUAAAAAAUAGCUGACUUUUGUUAGGAUAAAUCAUAGGCAAAUAUUUUCUAAAAGCUGCACCCUCUAUUCUGUUUGGCUUUAUGUUUUGUUAAUAUAUACAUAUAUGUAGACAACCAAUUUGCAGUAACUUUUUGCUGAAAAUCCUCCAGAAUAUGUUUUUAAAAAAAAAAAAAAUAAAUAAUAAUAGUGUAUUCACAAAUAUAUGCAUAGAAAUUACAAUGAAAAAUCACUAGUCCGCACGACCGUUUCAGAUGUCUUUUAAUUCAAAUCAGAAACCACAGGCUUCCAUACAGAACUGGGGUACUGCAUUUUUCUGAUCACAUUUAAGUGUCAUUGUAAUGCUUAUCUGAUAUGACACACUGUCACAUGAAACCUAGUUCCCAUUUUAAAGCUGAUUAGACCGAUUGCAAAAUCAAGCAAAGCCUAAAAAACAAAUAUUGCAAAUGGACUGUAGGUCAGUGACCUCUCUUUUCACAGACACUACUGACCUUGCUCCUGAUUUUACUGAAAUAUAACACCACCUUAUACAUUCAAAUAAACAGAUAUAAAUGAUUCCCUUAUAGGCGGACAUUUUUAUAUAAUGAACAAAAAAUGUAAAAGAAUAAUUUAAAAGGGGCAGAGCUUAGCAGCCGAGCCGAACGAAGCAGUGCCGAGAGAGCUCCCAUGGUACCGGCCACAAAAACGGAGCUAAUCCCAGACCUUAAACCUGAAAUCACCCCAAAAUUCACCCCAUGCAGUUAGGGAGUGAACCGAUGACUUUGGGGAUACCGUACUCGACGUUACUAGUUACGAGGAGCUGGCACCACAACAUGCGGCCUAAGGGCACAGGAACUGGGGAGAGGCGGACGCUCUCCUCACUCCAUAAGCAACAGAGCGGAUCUGUCAGGCUCCUACCCCCUCCCGCCUCCUGGAUCAUUGGGGGUUAUCUCUGUCCCCACAGAUGUGCCGACAUACUCACAUGCCCUGGAGCCGGCAGAAACUGUGGAGCUAUCUACUUAUAAACAGCCUGACAAGAUGGCCGCCGCUGCGAAGCCUGCUGCCAUUCUUGCAUCCAAUCUAUGGGCCACAAUGGAAGAACGGAUAUCCCAGGACUUUGAAAAACUGUGGGUACAACUCUGGCACAGGAUCAAGCGACGUGCAGUGCGAUCAGAAGCCACACAAGCAGUUCAACCUGAUCUGAACUGCCUACACAGACACAAGUGGUUGCCCGCUGGGCACAGUGUGGACGCGACACUGAAAAUGGCUGCGAAGAGGCUGGUGCCCCGAUGGACACAGCAAAAGCGGAGGCCUGGUCCUGCCAUGGACCGCUGCCCACCCAGGUCACAGUUCAAUAGGGGACGGCUCCCCAAGCACAACCCACACCCUCAGAAGGUCACUACCGUACACAAGGGAAAACACCUUGGCAAAGGGCCUUGAGACAAAGUCCUGGACGCUUCCUGCAGCAGGACCUGUGGGAUUGGUGCUAUGGACUGUACUAAAACCUGGGACUGGUGGGAUACAGUUGUGCAGGACUUUUGUCAUUGCUACUACAGGGGCAGUGUCCACUAUAUGGGAGGAAUUGGCUGAAUGUUAUUCUUUAUUUUGUUGUCUCAGGGGCUACAGCUCUCCACAUCCUUGUGGACAGUCACCACUGACUCUUUCCUCCAUUUAUCUACACUGUCUCCAGAUGAUGUUGGCACCCAGUGGCACCACCUGUAUUUUCGUUAGGAUGUUGAUUUCCCAAAAGGCAGCACAUAUCUAUCUCUAUCACUACAGCAUCUAUUGCACCUACUCUCCACAUCACUCGAUUAGCUUGAGAAUGUAUAAAAUGUUGUAUGCUUAAAUGUGCAUUGCUUACCCUGUUUGAAUCUUGCUUUUCAAAAAUAGAGGCUGUGUAUUUCAGAGUUUAGCUCUAUAUGCAUAUCUACUAUACUAUUGUCAAGUACACACUUGCUAUUACUCCAGUACCUCAUUUCUGUAAUGUAUGUUUUAUGCCUCAGAAUGACUAAAAAAAAAAAUGCCCACAAUGCAUUGUCCUAGUCUGUGCAGAUUUCAUAGACCCUGAUAUUGGGAGGUAUAAAGAUGAAAAAGGUGUGUGAGCACAAUUGUUUGAAAGGGGCCUUUUUUAGCCUGGUAUGAAUGUAUAAUGUGUGGGUCCACUGUCUAGGUAAUUUCCAAUUAAAAAUAAAAUAAAAAUCAGAUAAAAAUGCUGGCGUAUCAUUAAAUUAGCCAGCCCGAUACAAAAUCGAAAACACAGAAUGCUGUUAAUGUCCUCUGUCACUAGGCUGAAUGCUCGGAACGCAGAUCCUGAACCCAGAAAUGUAUCUCUGAAAGUAGGACUUUUGGGAGGUUUGAGAUUCUGCAGCGAGCCCUCACCAAACCACUUGACUUCUAGAGCUCUACUAAAACUAAAUAUUAUCAGCAGAACUUUUUUAUCUACAGCAUUGCUUUCUGGACGUUUAAGUUAAUGGUCAACUUUCUGCUGUAGAAAAUGAAGAUCGGAACAACAAUAAGUCGUGUCAUCAUGAACAAACAAAAAAAAAAAAGAGAGAGACCAGCACUCCUUAACCCCUUAAGGACACAUGACAUGUGUGACAUGUCAUAAUUCCCUUUUAUUCCAGAGGUUUGGUCCUUAAGGGGUUAAACAAUCAAUGUGUUGGGUUACACUGGGCACCUGCAGCCGCAUGCCCAGCAGGAGAACCUUUUUAGCUCUACUGAGAUAAGCAGACACUAGGGGAAUUGGAACUUAGAUGCUAGCUAGUACUCCAGACAAUUGAUCCCCUGGGCACCAUUUAGUAGAUCUCUCUUUUUAUUCAAGUAAUACUUUUUGUUUGCAUAAUCCUUUUUAUCCUUAGAUUGAUUAAAGGUAGGGCCCCCCUUCCUCAUUUCUUAUACAGUGGAGCUCUCCUGAUGUUAGUUUACCCUUGUGGGACUCUAUACAUCACAUACUCCUAUUUCCUCGUUUAACCCCUUAAAGGACCACUCUAGGCACCCAGACCACUUCAGCUUAAUGAAGUGGUCUGGGUGCCAGGUCCAGCUAGGGUUAACCCAUUUUUUCAUAAACAUAGCAGUUUCAGAGAAACUGCUAUGUUUAUGAAUGGGUUAAGCCUUCCCCCAAAGCCUCUAGUGGCCGUCUCAUUGACAGCCACUAGAGGCGCUUGCGUGCUUCUCACUGUGAUUUUCACAGUGAGAGCACGCCAGCGUCCAUAGGAAAGCAUUGUAAAUGCUUUCCUAUGAGACCGGCUGAAUGCGCGCGCAGCUCUUGCCGCGCGUGCGCAUUCAGCCGGCGGGGCGUAACGGAGGCGGAGAGGAGGAGGAGAGCUCUCCGCCCAGCGCUGAAAAAAGGUAAGUUUUUAACCCUUUCCCCCUUCCAGAGCCGGGCGGGAGGGGGUCCCUGAGGGUGGGGGCACCCUCAGGGCACUAUAGUGCCAGGAAAACGAGUAUGUUUUCCUGGCACUAUAGUGGUCCUUUAAGGACCAAACUUAUGGAAUAAAAGGGAAUCAUGACAUGUCACACGUCAUAUGUCCUUAAGGGGUUAAUAUUGUAUCUUACAAUUUUUAAGGGUCUUAACUCCCCUGAAAAGAGACAAAUGACGAUACGUGACUUCCUUAAAAUGACAGCUGAUAUGGUUUUGGUACAGGAAACUCACUUUCGGUGGGCUCCUAAAUUGAGACAUUCCCACAUUGCUACUAUAACAACUUUCACUUGAGUAAAACACUAGGGGUGGCCAUAAUGAUAAGUUCACGUACCAAAACCAGGUAACGGACACAACAGGGAGGUACAUUCUUUAAGGGCUGGUGCGUACAUCCCCCAUCACCUUGCUAAAUGUUUAUCUCCCCAAUAAAAAACAAUGUUCCUCAUUUAGGCCCAUACUGUCAGUGGUCCGACUCCAUGCAGAGGGAUUCCUGCUCAUAGGGGGUGACUUUAAUAUCUACCUGGAUACCCAAAUGAAGAGCACCUCCACAAAUCCCGCCCAUUUUGCUUCAGCUAGGGCCCAGAUGCGCAGACUACUCCAUGGCAAACAACUAGUUGACUGCUGGAGAAUCCAGAACCCAUCCACCAAAGAGUUUUCUUCUAUUCGACCCCAAAUAGAACUUAAACAAAAAUAGACUAUUUCCUGGUACCACACAAGGACCCAUCGUUAAUACGCAACACUAAUAUAGGUAAUAUUGUUUGGUCCGACCACGCCCCCAUAUUACUAACUGUAACAAUUUCCACACUACCGACAACAAAAUAUCAAUGGAAACUCAACCCCUAUUUACUACAGAACCUCAAGGUUCGUCAGCCACUUUCGACCUCCAUCACACAAUACGUCUAGGAAAAUAAGACUUCCGAUACCACCCCAACGGUACAAUGGGAAGCCCAUAAGUGUGUUCUGAGGGGGAAGCUGGUAAAGUGGUGACCGCAGUUAAAAAGGGAGAAAUCUAGAACUAGAAAAAACUACUCCAGGAUAUUAAAGACUUGAAGGACAGGCAUAAAUAUACAUUGACAGACACAGACUAUUGCAAGCUAGUCUCUCUUAGGUCUGAGCCUAAGAUCCUAAUGGGCAGCAGCACUAAAAAGGCGGUGCUAUGGAUCAAACCGAUUUUACUCACAGGGUGACCGGUGUGGGAGGUUGUUUGCUUCUGUGUUAAAACCCAACAUCUACAUACUUAAAAUUAAACGGACAGACAGGACGAUAGCUAAUACGGCCGAGGAUAUUGCCAUGGCAUUCAGUGACUUUUAUCAUUACCUCUAUAAUUUGAAACCCCCCCCCCCCAAGCAGGGAAGAAAUGAAGGCCUAUCUAGAGCGUAGGUUAGAUAAUAUCCUGCAUGGAAGCUCAGACGUUAAACGCUCCCUUUACCUUAGAAGAACUGUCUAAAGCAAUCCGCACAACUCCCUCUAAUAAAUCCCCAGGACCAGACGGCUUCUCUAGUGUCUAUUAUAAAACUUUUGCUGAGGAACUAUCCCUCCAUUUUUUUGGAAUCGCUCAAUUCGUUAUCCAAUUCGACUGCACUUCCCCCCUCUAGUCUAGAAGCCACAAUCACCCUGAUUCCCAAACCUGGAAAAGGCCUGCGGGAAUUUUCGUCCCUUUUUACUGAUUAACGUGAAACUAAAAUUAUUUACUAAGAUGAUAGCACUAUGUUUAAGGCCACUUUUACAGGUAUUGAUACACCCAGACCAGGCAGGGUUUGUCCCAGCGAGGGAGGCUAAGGAUAAUUCCACCAAGAUAGUGGACUUAGUGCAAUGGUCACAGACAGGGGGGAACCCAGCCAUCCUGUUGGCAAUAAAUGCUGAAAAGGCAUUCGAUGAUAAGGUGGACAGGCCGUUCCUCAUGCUUACACUGGAAGCCUUAGGUUUUGGACCUGCUUGGUUGCAGUGGAUUGGGGCCAUAUACUCACAACCCACUGCUCGCAUUAAAGUAAACUGCUUAUUAUCCUUGUCACUGCCCAUUACCAACGGUACCCGACAAGGCUGCCCCCUGUCGCCCCUUCUGUUUAUUUUAGUGUUAGAACCACUGCUUCAAGCAGUGCGCAAAAAUACAGGUAUCAGGGGGAUACACGUGGGACCUCGGGAAUUCAAGAUAUCCACUUUUGCUGACGCUUUACUUUUCACGAUCACCAAUCAGAGUACCACCCUCCCACACUUGGUAGACGAAAUUACCUACUAUAGCUCAUUGGCUAACUUCAAAAUGAACUCAGACAAAUGCGAAAUACUCAACUUCACGGUACAAGAGCAAUUACAAAGGGAAUUUCGGUUCCAGUGGGCCUCCAAAUCAAUAAAGUACCUGGGAAUUAACAUCCCUGCAAAUCCUAGAACUCUAUAUACACUAAACUUCCCCCGAUUGCUGACCACCAUACAAGCGGACUUGCAGGCGUGGGACAAUCCCCAUCUAAGGUGGAUGGGAAGGGUCAAUGCUAUAUCGAUGAAUGUACUCCCUCGUAUUCUGUAUCUGUUCAACAUACCGAUACAUCUCCCCAGACGGUUCUUCAGAACCAUUCAAACAAUGUUCACAAGGUUCAUUUGGGCAGGGAAACUACCACGCUUAGCCUUCCACAUUAUCAAGCACCCUAAACACAAGGGAGGCUACUAUGCGGUACAUAUGAACAGGAUUCUAGACUGGUCCAUACUACCCUCCCCCAAACUCUGGAUACACAUCGAACAGUCCUCCUCACAACCACCUCUACAUGCACUCCCGUGGGCAGUUACAGGUUUAAGGAAAUACCCGAUCCCACAACAACUGACUAUUGCAGCAACAAUUUCAGUAUGGUCCAAAAUAACCCAUCUACCUGAAAUCGCUCCCACUAUCUCACCGAGAUAUCCCAUCUCGCACAGCACCCUAUUUCCGGUGGGGGCAAGGGUUACAACUGGAAAAUGUGGCAUAUGGGCCACUAGAUAGUAUGUGGGGACCGGAGGGGUUUAGACCUCUAACAUUAGGCCUCCGCCUUUUAGCACAGGCUUUGCAAUACUUCCAAGCAUCGCAUUUCAUCAAAACCUUCAAUAUUCCAGAGGGGCACUCAGAGAACAUACGGCGUUUGAAAGAUUGUGCUCAGGUACUACAGCUAUAGCUAAAUCAACCUUGAUGUGUCUUAAAAUAAUCCAACCACACCUUCACAGAGGACUCUUGUAUUUCCCUCGGAAAUGGGAGAACUACCUAGGGCAGGGGUGGGCAAAUCUUCGGCCCUCCAGAUGUUAUGGACUACAUCUCCCUUGAUGCUUUGCUAGCAUUAUGGCCCUAAGAGCAUUAUGGAAGAUGUAGUCCAAAACAUCUGGAGGGCCUGCAGAUUGCCCACCUCUGACCUUGGGUAGUCAAUAGGAGAGAGAGACUGGGAAACACUUUUUCGGUGAGCGUUUUAUGCCCACUCGAGUGUCAUGUUGCAAGACAAUAACUAUAAAUUAAUCUUUGGAUGGUAUCUCACACCACAGGACAUUAACUGUUUUCACCCAGCCACAUCCCCCCUUUACUUUAGAUGUGGAGGGGUGGCCAUGUGCCACAUAUGGUGGAAGUGUAAGGGGAUAUCACCUUUUUGGGUACAGGUAGUGGCCACGAUACAGGAAACUAAGCGCACGUGCCUCUCCCUUGAGAUGGACACCCUGUUACUCUUACACACAGACACGUCCUUAACUAAAUAAAAAAACUCACUACUGUAUUUUAUGCUCACUGCCGCCAAAUCAGUAAUUGUGAGCUUGUGGAACGCGACCAAGACGCUUGGCUUAAGGGAAUUGAUAACUAAAAUUGAGUACUUCCGUACCCUGGAAAAACUCUGAUGGUCGUUCCUGGGGAAACUUGCUAAUAAUGUUAGGAUCUGGCAACUCUGGAUCGCCUUCAUGGGUAAUCGCGUGGAGGAUGCACAAACGGUGGACCUGGCUAAUGUCAGAUAAAGAGAAAAUAAAAUUUAUAUUUCUGCGUGAGCGAUAUUGUAGCUGUCCUAAACACAAUCUGGCAUAGCCGGAGCCUUUACCUUUAACCCGGGGGAUAGACGGGAUUGAGACCCACUUAGGGUACAUAAACCUCAGCAUUCUCCUAUUUUUGAGCCACUAAAGCCUGCUUUAAUGUCGCCCUCAAACAAAAGAAUUAUGUGUAUAACGUGUGUGCUCAGAAUCCUACUCUAAUGUAUUCUUAAGUUGUUUGUUUGAUUAUUGGUUCUUUUCUGUAUAUCUAUUUUUAGUAGUUAUCUCUGCAUUUAUCCAGUCAUAUGGUCUCAGCACGCUAGCAACCUGUGAGACAUACAUGUCGCAGGAACUCCAGGGCACUAUAGUUUCUAUAGGCAGCUAAUACCUUUACUUAGCUAAAUGUUAUGCACACAGACGAAAGGAUGAUAUGUUGAACAUAAAGAUAACCAGUUAACUCCUGGGGCUCCUGCCCUUUCUGGCAAAGCCUUCCUACUGCCAAUAUUGAAGGUACCUUCCUCAAUCAUAUGUGCAAUUGAUGUACCAAUUGAAUGUACUAUGCCUGAUUAUGGUUUCCUAUAUAACUUUUGAUCGACAUGUACAACGUGGAAUGUAUACCACCUUCUGAUUGUCUUUUUGCUCCAUAUUUCUGAUUUUUCAUUCAAUAAAAAGAAAUUGAAAAAAAAUAAAAAAAAACACCUUAACAACCUUACCCUGUUCCAAGUAUGAAAGGCUCCAAGCUCAAAUCCUUUAUUUCAGUUGGAAAUUUACCCAAAUGAGGACGAUUUCCAGUUGUACUAUAUUUUAGGUAUUUCUGUGUUUUUUAUUAGAAAUUGUCAAUGGGAGUUACAUAAUUAUUGAUUUAUGUGCUCACAAGUGUCCUGCUUUUCAGGCCUGAUCCUGGAUCAGAUAGUGAAGGAGACUGAUCCGUCCGUGUUGCUGGAACUGGGCACGUACUGUGGAUACUCGGCUACCAGAAUUGCCCGGCUACUUAAACCCGGCGCUCGCCUCUUCACUGUGGAGAUUAAUCCAAUACAUGCUGCCAUUGCCAAACAGAUGAUAGAAUUUGCUGGAGUGCAGGACAAGGUAUUGCUCUGAUACUCACCCAAGUGACAAUUACUGUUUUCCAUCUGUACCAUUACAUGUUACAUACAUAUAGGAACUCAACAAUGAGAGAGAGGGAAGAAUUCUAAUAUGCCUUAUAGGAAGAACAAAUCAACUAUCCCUUUAGAAUAUGUCCAUGUGCACCUUUUGUGCCUUAUUUCAACAUACCCAUUCUGAACAGCAGUGAUAGGCUGUGGAGAGUUAGUUCUGCAUGCUCAGCCUAUCACCGUGGUACAGAUUGGACAGAAUCGACACUGGUGAUGCAGAAAAGUACAUUUUGCAUCAGCAAUGUGUCUAAAAGCGUCUUUUGAAGUUUGACAAAACAGCACACAUAGAAUCUUGCCAAAAUAAUCACUACACUGAGCUGUAUAGCUUAGGUUGAUUAGAGUUCCCCUAUAACUAUUAGAAGGUCUGAUUUAAUGCAUAAGCAUGGUCAGAAUGCAUUGUGCUUUAAAGUAAAGUACUUUUAUAUUUUUAGUAAAUCUAAUGUUUAAUUUAUUAAGAGUUCUAGUGGGUUCACAAUGCUGCAAAAAAAGACUCUGUGAUGAGUAGAAUCUCUAAAUUAUCAUUGAAGUAUAGCAUUACCUUCCGAUAGCUUCAUUAUUAAAGAUUUAAUUAUGGUCAGAUGGUCGUCCACAAACAUAUGGACUGCAGUCUGUCAGGCACUAUUACACAUCAUAAUCUAUACAUUGUUUUGGCAAAAUCACCGACAUUACCAUGAAAAUGUGUGUGUAUACACAUUAAAGGGAAAGUAAAAUGCCAGGAAAACAAGGUUGUAUAGUGCCCCCCUUCUGUCACUUACCUGAGUCCAGUGCUGAUGUUUCUCUGCACUGGUUCUGAUCCGCCUCUGCUCCUCCCAUGACGCCAUCACCCAAUGGGGGACCUAAUGCACAUGUGCAGGCAAGAUUUUCUCAUGCAUAGCGUGAGAACAUCCAGAGUCAGUUAGGCAACAAAAAGUCGCCUAACCACCCGGAAGUCCUUCUAGUGGCUGUCUGGUAAACCACCGCUAGAGGUGGAGUUAACCCUCAAAGGUAAUUAUUGCAGUUUAUUAAAAACUGCAAUAAUUACCUUUUGCAGGGUUAAGGAACCUGGGAAUAUGCACCCAGACCACGGCAAUCAGCUGGGUGCCUAUAGUGUCCCUUUAAUGCUUGGCCUGCCUCUAGCAAGAUAUAUACCAGAGUCCUACCCCACUACUAAAUAAUAACAUUUAAACUUAUCAUAACACGAAGUGCAAUUCGCAUUGCACACAAACAGGAUAAGAUCACAUACAGGGUUAUUUACUAAAGUGAGAUUUCAAAAUGAAUCCAAAGUAAAUGUCAAAUUUUAAGGCCAGAAUAGCCAAACUGAAAGCAUAGCUGGCUUAGAGAAUUCUUUCACUUCAAAUCACCUUAAAUUCACACUUUAUUGAAUAACCUUGAUAAUCUUUCAAUGUGAGAAUGUACUGCCCUGCAUAGUUCGAUGACUUCGAUCUUCUGCAACUUGCAAGCAUUGCAGUGAACACUGCAGUGAAUUCUGUUCAUAAGUUGUGCUCAUGAGCUGGGGAACCAGUGAAUGUGAUAGGGAUCUAGGUCACUAGAGCAGUUUGUGGAAAUUUGCCAUGAUGUGCAUGUCUGUUUAUUGUGAUCUGAAAUAUAUUGCAGUUACGUUAAAAUAAAAAUCUAAUUUCUUAAUGUAACCACCCGCCCAACACCCCCCAAAAAAAUCACUUUACCAAUGCUUUGUUCGUUACUUAAACUUGCCCUAAAUUGGGCAAUGGGGUUUCACUAACUGCAGAGAAUAAAUAUUUCCAAACGGUGGAAGCUGAAUGCAUAUGGUUUUAACUCAUUCUGGGUAAUGUUUGAUAACCAUUUAAUUCCUCCUCCUGCAGGUGCAGGUACUAGAGGGUUCAACACAGGACAUUCUCCCCAAACUAAAGACGGAGUAUGCAAUAGAAAACAUUGACUUCGUCUUUAUUGAUCAUUUUAGCGAGAGCUAUAAACCAGACACUGUGCUACUGGAGGUGAGUGCUAUCCAUGGUUUAAAAUAAUUACUUUAUUUUUUAUUUUUUUAUAAAAAGUAGGAAAAUUCAUAUAUAGAAAUAAUUUCAAAGAAUAGUCAGAAUUUCUAUAUUUACUUUAUACUAUAAACAGCUACAGAUUAAGAAUGUCAUUUUAAGCUAUCUUGAAUUUAAAGGACCACUCUAGGCACCCAGACCACUUCAGCUUAAUGAAGUGGUCUGGGUGCCAGGUCCAGCUAGGGUUAACCCAUUUUUUCAUAAACAUAGCAGUUUCAGAGAAACUGCUAUGUUUAUGAAUGGGUUAAGCCUUCCCCUAUUUCCUCUAGUGGCUGUCUCAUUGACAGCCACUAGAGGCGCUUGCGUGCUUCUCACUGUGAUUUUCACAGUGAGAGCACGCAAGCGUCCAUAAAAUUGUAAAUGCUUUCCUAUGCGACGGGCUGAAUGCGCGCGCAGCUCUUGCCGCGCGUGCGCAUUCAGCCCAGGAGGAGGAUCGCAGGAGGAGAGAAGGAGGAGAGCUCCCCGCCCAGCGCUGGAAAAAGGUAAGAUUUAACCCCUUUCCUCUCCCCAGAGCCGGGCGGGAGGGGGUCCCUGAGGGUGGGUGCACCCUCAGGGCACUAUAGUGCCAGGAAAACGAGUAUGUUUUCCUGGCACUAUAGUGGUCCUUUAAGGGACUGAUCUAAAAUUAGGUCUGUCCAGUCAAGUGCGCUUUUAAAGUACCCUUACUAUAAAUUAAAUCUUGCCUGUUUCUAUGAAACCAUGUAGAAAAUCUCAACAACCAAAGCCAGAUGAUGCUGCAGAUAAUGUAGACUUUUUGCUUCUUAUCUGUACAAAGAUGCCCAACCUUGGAUGAUAAUGAUAGGCUGAGAACAGUGGGUUUCGCAUAUUUCAUUGGCAAAAGAAGGGGUUUGAGUUUGGUGAUCUGGAGAGCCUUAGUUUUUGUCACACUUAGUUGACAAGAUAGUUGGUGCUAGACACCUACACACUCCAUAACAACCUGCAUUGCAUACAAUAAGAUGUAGUGUUUGUAGUACUUAGGGUACCUUCCAUAAAAUAUAUAUCAAAACAAACUAAUGCCCCAGCACGUCUUUCUUAGUCAUUUUUCUUAAUCCUUUUAUAAAAGUGUCUUCAGUAUAAAAAGCUGCAAUGUUUCCCCACAACUGUGGUCUUGGUCAAGUUUGUAGUCGAAACAUUGCUGCAUUUUACAUUGAAGAAACUUUAAUAAAAGGAUUAAGAAGUAUGUGCUAGGACAUGUCUUUAGUGUUUGUAUGUGUAUCGGUUGGAGGUGUAACUGGUUUCCUGAGCACCUUAUGGGUAGGUGCUGCUCCUCCCCACUUUAUUUUGAUAAAUUAUGUAUCAGUGCUGCCCAAUGUCUUUGACGUAGGGAACUGGAUGUUGUUGGUGCAACAUGCUGGAAGGACUGGCAUAAUUAAACAAAACCUAAAAAAAACAAUAAUAAAGUAAUAAUACAACACAUUAUUAUUUUAGAUUUCCAAUCUAUUGUAUGUCUUUACCCUAACCCCAUUUUCCCUAAAAAAAUUUUUUACCGGUGGGGGCAUGGCUUGUCGGUGAAUGGAGUGAGUCACACUUUGCCGGAGCUCCGCAACUUCGACCCACAAAGCCCCAAAUAAAUGCCUACCAGCAUACUCAAAAUGGGGAAAACCAGACGCCAAGGCACCCCGGGACCCUCGGACAACAGCCCACCGAGAAAGCACGCGGUCCGAUGGACGACUUUCUCUCCACCCCGGAUAGCUUCCGAGCCAUGAGGCCCGCGGACAAGAUGGCGGCCGCCUCCCCGGGAGCUGAGAGCGUCGCGGACUCAGAGCCUAGCUUAGCAAGAGGUGAGGCCCUAACGCAAAUUACAGCUGAACUGGCGGCCAUCUUGGCCAACAUGUUCACUAAACGGGAUAAAGCUGCCAUGUUCCCGCAGCUGAGGGUGGCGAUACGGGAAGAGAUAUUGGAGGUACGCAGGGAUCUCACAGCCCUUGAAGAACGUGUCACAAUGAAGACCUUGGUGAAGCCCUUACACAGCUCUUUACCCACAUCUUGGGCGAGGAGGCCCCAGACGACUUCCACAUAGAACGUGCCCACAGGGCCCUACGUCCCCUGAGGAGAGAUGGCCUCACACGCGACGUGAUAUGUUGCCUUCUGUCUUUCCAGCUUAAAGAAGCCAUCGUGCGAGCGGCACACCCGCAAACCGUCACCUUCCACAAAGCCUCCAUAUCGCUGUAUCAGGACUUGUCCUCCCUCACUAUAGAUGCCCGGAGGGCACUGCGGCCGCUAACGUGCAUUCUUCAGGCGAAACGCAUACCCUAUAAGUGGGGUUUCCGCUUUUGCCCCCAAGCCAAAAAGGAAAAUACGUGGCGCUCCAUGCGAUGGCCCAAUGAACUACCCAGCUUCCUGAGAGCCUUAGACCUGCCACCAGUCACCAUCCGCAGUUGGAUCCUAGAUCAGCCGCCACUGUGCGCAAAUCAUUCUGAGGUUCCCGAGUCUCUGCGCAACCAAGCACGGAGAGAAGCGCAACCCACGUGCUGGGGAGGCCCUAAUGGACCCGAGGAGUAAACACCUGUAUCUUAGACCGAGCCCGGAGACCGUCAGCCCUUCCGGACCGGCAUCGCCCUCAAGGGUGCUCCCCGGGCGACAACGAUGAAAGCUAAGUAAUUAAACUUACACCUACACGGGAACUCCCAUCUCAAUGGCCGGGUGGAUACCAAUAUGUGAAGCCUGAAAAGGACUCACGACGCUCCCGGGAUAACACGUGUAGAAGGGGUUGGGAAAGUUCACCUUGAGGCCUCUGCCGAUUUUGUGGGUGGGGAACAGGUGCAAAGCUUAACUGAGACUGCCUGGAAAAACAGGGAUUCUUAGGCCCAAUGUGACUCAGCGAGACAAACCAGAUCUCCCACUUGCCUUCACAUUGCCGGUGACCGAGAACUUAACCACAUACCGGCCAGACCCCACCCCCUACACCUAACUGUCCCCCAAGGCCAUUCUGAGGUACCCCUAGGCUCACAUGCUGCAAGGGAGCCUGCACGGGCGUAACGGGGAGAUAUAUGGUCCUAACCGGCUGAACAUGUGCGGGGGGGGGGGGAGUCUUAGCGGUCAUGUCUGCUUGCUACACUCUGUUUUAUUUUGUUCUACCAUGGCUGUGGUGCUUCACAAACUGAAAUGUGUUUUUCUUUUUUUUUAUGUUCAGUUUACAGACAGUCACGGCCGUGGCCUCAAAGCCGCUUAACUUAAUAUUGUAACGUAAUGUGCUGACUAAGUUAUGGUACAAGCCGAAAAAGGGUUCUUUAGUUUAGCUUAAACCCAGCCACGGACGUGGCCUCAAGACCGCUUUACUUCAUUUUGUAAGGUAAUAGGCUGACUAAGUUAUGUUACAGGCCGAACAGUGUUCUUAUGUUUAGCUUACAAUCAGCCACGGACGCGGCCUCGGGACCACUUAACCUAAUAUUUUACUAUUGUGAGCUGACUAAGCUAUGUUACAAGCUGGAAAGUGUUCUUAUGUCCAGCUUAAUAACAGCCACAGAUGCGGCCUCGAAGCCGCUUCACUAAAUAUUGCAAUGUGGUAUGCUGUCUAAGUUAUGUUACAAGCCGAAAAGGGCUCCUAUGUCCAGUUUAGAACCAGCCAUGGAGGCGACCCCAAUACCACUUAACUUAACAUUGUAAUGUAAUACGCUGACUAAGUUAUAUCACAAGCCGAAAAGUGUUAGUAUGUUUAGUCUAAAGUCAGCCACGGACACAGCCUUGAGACCGUUUACCUUAAUAUUGUAAUACAGUGAGCUGACUAAGCUAUGUUACAAGCCGAAAAGUGUUCCUAUGCCCAGUUUAGAAUCAGCCACGGACGCGGCCCCAAUACCGCUUAGCUUAACAUUGUAAUGUAGUAAAUGUCAGCCGCGGAUGCGGCCUUGAGACCGCUUAACUUUUUAUUGUUAUUGUAAUGUGAUAUGCUGACUGAGUUCUGGGACAAGCCAAAAAAUGCUACUGUGUCCAGUUCAAAAUCACCCACGGACGUGGACUCAAUUCCGCUUAACUUAACAUUGUAAUGUAGUAUGCUGACUAAGUUAUGUUAAUAUUGUGUGCUGACUUAGUUAGGUUUCAGAAGCCACCCGAGCACAACGAACACACGGUGCCGACACCAAAAGUAUGACACCCCCCCAUCGGGACACCAAAUAAUUCCCCCCAAGGAGUGACCUACACCUCCCCCCCCCCCGACUUAGACCCACACCACUGAAUAUGAGACCACCGUCUGUCCACCAUUGGGUGGACCACCCCCUGCCCUGAAUCACUUGGCCCAGUGGGACAACCCCACCCUGGAUGAGAAAACAUGACAGAAACAGGAACCCCCUCAAAGCCCAUUAUUCCACAAUACUAGUAACGUGAGAGGCGUGCCGCCAGACUGGUCGACCGACCAGCGGCUUGCACAAGGCUAGACGGGGAUCUAAAUGACCGGCCCUUCAGCGAGACCCGGGUCGUAUCACCCAAGUGCCCGUUCUGUCCCCCUUCAGUGAGACAACCCAUUCUCACUGAUCGUAGUAGACAUAAUAGAAACCCUAUAACGUGGGUCGAGGGAGAGCGGAUACCGGACUCCCCAGGCGGACUUAACCAACCAGACUUCCUUGUCCCUCAGCAACUGACCCUCUUGUAUAUUAGGUCUCCCCCAUACGACCUAGGGCCACAGUUGCCUACUAUUUCAAAGCCAUCAAAAGGCUAACAACCUCAGACAGACACAGUAACCAAACCGCCCCCCUCCAUUACCUGCCCCACUUUCCCCUCACCCCCACUCCCCCUUUUUUUUUCCCCCUCGGGGCCCCAGGUCCCGGCUCCCCCUGCUGGGUGGCCCAGCAAACAUGGCGACCGGCUUCUACCCCGCGCUUUUACUCCUACGAUCGCACAACGUAAGGGGCCUUAACACCCCCGAAAAAAGGCGACACUUGCUAAGGACCCUGUGGUCUCAGAAGACCUCGAUAGCAUUUAUCCAGGAAACACACCUUAAAGGGAAGGACGCCCCCCAGAUAAGGGAUAGAAGAUUCCGCCAGGGAUUUUACGCCAAUAACCCCGAAGCUAAACGUACGGGUGUUGCAAUCAUCUUUGCCCACUCUAUCCCAUUCAUAAGCAUUGCAUCGCAAGCAGACCCCCUGGGCAGGUUCCUAUUUGUGAAAGGCACGAUCACAGACCUCAAGUACACUUUCGCCACAAUAUUCUGCCCCAAUAAGGGACAACACCGAUUCCUAGCAAAAGACCUUGCACAGUUAGAGAGGUUUAGAGAUGGAACCCUGGUGCUGGCCGGAGAUCUCAACAUCCCACUGGAUCCCCGGAUGGACUAGUCCGUGGGCACCAGCACCAUCCCCCCACACUGUAUAAGGAAAGCUAAACAGGCAUUGGUCAGGUCAGGCCUGGUCGACUGCUGGAGGGUGGCGCAUCCCGAAGCCAAAGACUACACAUGCUACUCUGCGGUACACAACAGAUAUAGCAGGAUUGACUAUAUUUUCCUUGCCCAAGAGUACCUUCCCUUCCUGAUCACAUCCGCAAUAGGGAUACAACACGACUCGGACCAUGCCCCAGUUCAAGUCACGCUUAAAUCACCACUCUUCAAACCUCGGGAGCGCCAAUGGAGACUCAAUGAAAGUGUACUGACAGACACCAAUUUCACCACACAAAUUGCACAAACACUGACCAAAUACUUCACCGACAACGACAGUCCCGACGUUGCCCCCCUUACGGUGUGGGAAGCACACAAAUGCGUGAUUCGGGGACAAUUUAUUAAACUAUGCACCCAACAGAAGAAGGAACACGCCGCAAAAAUCCAAGACUUGGCACACACGAUAGCAGAACUAGAGACACGACACAAACGGGACCAUACGGACGACACUUAUCGCCUCCUCACUGACAAGCGCAGGCAGCUUAGAGACCUACUUUCCUAGAAACUGCUACACACUAUCCAAAAAUCAAAUAGGUAUUUUUACGAAUUCUCCAACAAAUGUGGGAGAACACUAGCCCGCACCCUGCAACAAAAACAGAGGCAACACCACAUUCAUCAAAUUAUGGGGAGGGAUCACCGGCACGCGCGGGGUUGGGACGCGGGGGGUGGGGGGGCUGGCGGAUCCACCCCUUCCCUUCCCCCCGCCCUGGUCGACAACCCCCUUCCCUUCCUCACCUACCCCCCCCCCUUUUUUUUUCUCCUCUCCUUCUCUGUUCCGCUACUUCUUCUCUUCCAUACCACGUAGGCUGACCUUACACUGACACACCCCGGACAGAUAUUGGUCACUGACUUUUUAACGUAGAGUCAUUCUCUCAAGCCAAAUUCCCGUGCAGGACGAAAGCAGGAGGAGAGAUUAGUCCCCUCCCCAAAGUGGAAAGGGGGGGGGGGAAUGAAAGGGAGGAAAACAAGAGGAAUACUCGAUUUCCUUACCCUCUCUUCCCCCGUAGAGAUACAGGGAACAUGUUCUAAAGUUCAGUUCGCGCAGUUGCGCUCGGUUGUUCAGUUACUCACAGAGACUGGGUAGGGACACACAGGCGGGAAAUAGGGAGGGAGCAUUGCCGUAUGUGCGACAAUAUGCUUGAUGUCUGUAAGCUUUACAAUUCUUUAUUAUCUGUUUGUAUACAUACUGUGCUUCAAUAAAAACGAAGAUUGCCAAAAAAAAAAAAAAAAAUUAUGGGGAGGGAUGGGACGAUGAAAAGGGCCCCGACAGACAUCCUCCUGGCUUUUAGGCUCUUUUAUUCGGAGCUAUAUAAUAUCAACGCCACCACACGACGGACGGAGACAUCACAACGCCUACAUAGGGUGAACGCCUUCCUCUCGAAAUACGUCGGACGUAAGCUCUCGGAGGAAUUAGCAGAGGAACUGGAACAGCCUAUUACCGAGGAAGAGCUCGCCGCUGCCCUUAAAUGAUCUAAAUCCAACAAAGCCCCGGGCCCCGACGGCCUACCGGUCUUGUACCUGCGCAAGUUCCAGGACGCACUGUUACAGCACUUGUUACAGGGCUUUAACUCCCUACUAGAGGGCGGUAGGUUCCCAGCAGACACCUUACACGCGACGGUGACGGUCAUACCAAAGGAGGGGAAGGACCCCACCAAUUGCGGGAGUUAUAGACCGAUCUCGCUCCUCAAUUCCGAUCUCAAAUUGUUCGCCAAGACCUUGGUCCUGCGACUCUCCCGCGUGCUCCCCACGCUGGUUCAUCUGGAUCAGGUGGGAUUCGUCCCGGGAAGGGAAGCGCGGGGCAAUACCAUACGAGCCCUCAACAUGAUCCAUUCUGCCCGGUCGACAAACAAGGACCUGGUACUGGUCUCCACAGAUGCAGAAAAGGCCUUCGACCGGGUAGACUGGCAGUACCUCGAGGCCACCCUCCGCCAUAUGCAAUUCGGCCCCCAUAUUCGCUCCUGGAUACUAGCACUAUACACUACCCCGACAGCCUGCAUACGGAUUAAUGGCGCACUCUCGGCCCCGUUCUCCAUCCGCAACGGGACCAGGCAGGGCUGUCCCCCCUCCUGUUUGCCCUCACUCUGGAACCCUUCCUGGAGGCGGUCAGACGAGAUGUGAGUAUUACGGGGUACAGACUGCACCACACGGAGCAUAGGGUUGCCGCAUAUGCGGACGACAUGUUAUUUUUCCUCGAUGACCCCGCGAUCUCCCUUCCCAACCUCCUCCGAGCCUUCAGGGACUUUGGCGACGUUUCCAACCUUAAGCUGAACAUGAGCAAAUCGGAGGCCCUACCGAUCUCACUCACAACAGGGAGGGUCGCGCACCUCCGUUCACAAUUCCAUUUCUCGUGGUGUGACACCAAACUAAAAUACCUCGGGGUCUGGCUACCUAACUACCUGAAUCUCCUAUACCAGUUAAAAUUCCUCACCAUUCUCUCAGUCUUACAGUCUGACCUACACCGCUGGAGGAGUCUCUAUGUCUCCUGGUUCGGCUGGAUUAAUGGCGUUAAAAUGAAUGUUCUACCGCGCCUUCUGUUUUUGUUUCAAACGAUCCCCAUAUCCAUACCCAGAGCCUUCUUUCAAUCACUCUCCACGGCAGUGCGGAAGUUCGUAUGGAAUGGGAAGGCGAGCAGGGUCAGCAAGGCGCUGCUAGAACGCCCCAAGGCCCGAGGAGGUGCCGGACUCCCAUCCUUCCUGGGAUACUACUACGCCGCCCACCUACUCAGGACAGUAGAUUGGCAUGCACGCCCAACAGCUAAACUAUGGGUGCCCAUGGAACUCAUGCAGACAGGCGGCACUCUCACCUGUGGCGUGGAUCCCUAACACUAGGAUCUCUACGAAUCGGCAACCCAAUGAUUGAUGCUACGCUAUGAAUCUGGUGCAUGCUGCGAUACGCUCACCAACUCGCCACCACAGAUGGCCCCCUCACACCCAUCACACACAACCCAGAUGUCGGAGGGGGAUUAACAUCUGCAGACCUGCGCACAUACACCGACACCGACUGGCUCAGCUUUCAUCAACUAUUGCAGGGGGAUCGACUCAAGCCUCUGACUGAUAUUCUCGGGGACAAGAUACCCACAGGCCUAGACAACUUCCAUUACCUUCAAAUACGGGCAUACUAUGCGGCCUUCCUGAACAAACGGUGCCUACACAGAAUCCCCACACAGUUUGAAACACUCUGCACCAAAAGGGCUCACCCUGAGAGGGGAGUCUCCAUGCUAUACGCACUUCUCCUUGACGGAGAAAACCUGCCACAUCCAAGAUACAUAACUAGAUGGGAGAGAGAGACAGGGACCACGCUCACAGAACAGGAAUGGGAAAAGAUAUUUAUAUUAACACAUAAAUGCUCCAUCAGCUCCAAAUUCCAGGAGACGAGCUUUAAGAUCCUAACACACUGGUGCAGAGCCCCAGAUAUUCUGCAUCGUAUAAACGCGGAGAUGCCCGUCAACUGCUGGAGAUGCGGCGCCAACGAUGGCUCCGCUCUCCACAUCUGGUGGGGCUGCCCCGGUAUUGCCCCCUUUUGGACAAUGAUUCGAGAGUCCAUCCAACAAAUCACGGACAUUGCCCUGCAGUUCCAGCCCCUCACCAUGCUACUACACCACACAGACAUGACCCUUUCAGCAUACAAAAAAUCCCUAAUAAACACCUGCUGACAGCAGCCAAUUCCCUGUUCCCCACAAGGUGGAAGCAAAGGGAUGCGCCCACGCUCCGGCAGUGGAUAGACAGGGUGGGAGACAUCUACAACAUGGAAUCCCUUACAGCAGCGCUGCAUGAUAGACAAGAGAAAUGUACUCGCACUUGGACGCCCUGGCUGUGGUACCUCUCGGCAGUCGGGGCGGGGAACCGGAGGCCCUCUGACUCACCCCUUCAUACCCCCCCUCUUCUCUCCCCCUUGCCACCCUCCUGCCCUGACAGACGGACUGACCGAUGACCGGGAAUUGACCCCUCUGACGACUACUGCGUAGAGAAAAGCACCCGUGACAACAGCCGCAAGUCGGCUUCCGACACAACGGACGUCGGAUCCACCUAACACCCGGAUGGCCAUAUUUACCUAAUUAAGACACCACAUACCAGUUAAACGCAUAGGCCUCAGUCAAGGCCGUAACACAGAUAUCCUGCACAGGCACGACCCACUAGCCCCACAACUACUGACUGAAGACCAAGCUGUUACAUCGGUCCUUUAUCCGGUGCUAGUGUGUACCAAACCCUGUCACUGAUACCCUAAAAUGCCACUACGUGUACCCAGAGAGACAACGAUUAACGCUCAUGGUAAUAGUGGCCAGGGGACACGGCAGUACAUUGCGCCGCUAUUGCACCGAUAAUACCUACCGUAACUCGUUGACUGCACUUUAGAUCUACGCAACUUGGUGCGUUGUGUUCAUACUAAUACCAUCACAGGACCAGGUUAACUUUUUGUUCCUUAUACCCAUUGCCGCCCAAAUGAUGUUUGAUCUUACAUAUCAUAAAAGCUAUCACUUUGUACUCUGUUCACUAAUUGUCAAACUGUAACCAUGACGAAAGGCAAAAAUAAAGAUUGUCAAAAAAAAUAAAAAAUAUUUUUUUUUACUGUGGACUCUUUUCUUUCCUAUCUGCCAAUGUCCUCCAUCUCCCCAGUCAAAAUAAUUUCUAUCAUCAACCUGUGAGUGAUCCCAAUUUCUUUCUAUGUCCAAAAGUCUACUUUUACCACCAUUCCUGCUCAAAUCUAAUACUUAAAUCCUCCCACGUACUUCAAUCAUGAACCCUUACUCUUCAGCUCCCUCCUUUUAUUUAAUCUCCCUCUUUCAAACCAUCUGCUUUGUUCCUUCCCUGUUACCACUGUCCCAAUAAAGUUUGCCCCCUUUAAAAAAAAAUAUUUAAUCUCCCCUCCCCACCCUGUUUGUGUUCUCCUUUCUACAUUCUAAGUAUCUCCCCCAUAGUCAUUUUCUCUUCCAAAAUCCAUCUCCAACACCUAUCCCUCUUCCCUUUAUUCUAUCUUGCUCCAUCAUUACAUAUUUCUCAUUUGCCUCCUCAUUCAGUUGCUUCUGUUCAUUCACCCUUCUCUUCAUAUGCAGUUUCCCUACCUCUUACUACCUGUCUUCAUCAUGCCCAGUCUCUCUAUGUUCAGCAUUCUGUUCUCUUGUCAGGGGCAUAACAAGGUUCCAGAAACAUAUGUUACGUCCCUUCCUCCCAUAAACAGCAUGCUGCUCAUAUUCUCCAUGAUUUUAAUGAUAGCAUGUCUAGAAACAAGCAAGUGUUGCUGCCAGGUGCCUAGCAGCACAUACCUGUCCUGGGGAGUCCGCAGCGCCAUAGAGGCUGGUCCAUGACAAUCAUGGCACCCAGAGCUUUCUCUCUCCUGCUGGCUGUCCUGGCUUGCCCCUUUUUGGAUGCCUUGCCUCGGUUUGUGUCUGCAUAUUAAAAGCCCCAGUGCCACCACAGACCUGCCAGGAUCCUGUCUCCAUAUCCAAGUCUCCACUGAGAGUCAUGUGUGUAAGGGAGUGCUCUUUCACGGCGCUUUAGUUCCAAACCACUAAUUGGCUCCAGGUGGGUCAUCACAGCUGCGCAGCCAGGUAUUUAGUGGUAUCCCGCCAUGCUAUCUAACAGAGGGAUGUGCAGCAAAGUUCCCCAACACCUCCUCCUGACCACCUACACCCCUAACUAGCCUGACAAAGCACUAUACUACUGAUAAUUCUUUGUGUAAUAGGUUGCUGCUUUCAAAUGUCAUUGCCAUGUCUAUGGAUAUUAAAAUAAAAAAUAAAAAAAAUAGCGUUUUAAAAGAAUUCUGUCGCCAAUGGUAAAAAAAAAAAGGAUCCUAGCAGGCUGCAUGUGGUUUUUGCACUGCCAGUUAGACAGCACUUAUAUAAAUACUGGUUUAACAAGCGUCUGGUGCUUCUGUGGUAUGUAUCAUGUGAUGUCAGAGAAAGUAAAGGUGACUAGACGGAGAGAAAUAACAAAGAAAAAAUACAUUAGAAGUUAUACUUAUUGUUUCUACCUGAUGAAGUCUUGGCUCUGUAAGAACAUUAAAAAUGUAUAAUAGUAAUGUCUACAACUUAAAAUGUUUUUAUUAGGAAAAAGUACCGUUAAUGGAUAUUACAAAAUUCCAUCUUCAUAUUACUUUGCAAACCAUUUAAAAAAUCUGUCUUAUUUUCAUGAUUAAUGUUGAGGAAAAAUGCUUGAAGAUACAUUUAUUUUCUGAAAGUAGUUGUAUUCACAGUAUAAUUUGCAUACAAGAUAUGCAUUGAAAUAUCUAACUUGGGACAAUUCCCAGACCGCUACUAUAGUAACCAGUGUAGUAAAAAGCAAGAAUAAAGGCAAUUGAUCAAAACCCACUUAUCAAAUCACAUACCUUCCAAGUGUCUCUAUUUAGUCCCAUUCCUGCAACCCCUUUGCACUGGGGUUGCUGGGAGCUUAAAAAAAAUGCAUCAUGGCUCAUUAACCACGUUCAACGUGAGUCAAUACCACAUGCAUUGGCCUGAGGUUCCUUAAAGGAUCACUAUAGUGUCAGGAAAACAAAUCGGUUUUCCUGACACUAUAGUAACCCUGAGGAUGCCGCCACCCUCAAGGUCUCCCUCCAGUGGUGCUGAAAGGGUUAAAACCCCUUCAGUUAUUCACCUUCUUCCACCGCCAGGCUCCCUUACCUCUCCUCCCCCGCUGACGUCAGCGGAGCGGAAUGCGCAUGAGCAGCAGUGCCCCGCGCGCAUUCAAAGUGUCCAUAGGAACGCAUUUUUCAAUGCUUUCCUAUGGACGCUCUGCGUGAUGAAUGCAUAAUAUGCCUCCAGCGUCGCAGAUGCGCCUCUAGUGGCUGUCCUUAAGACAGGCACUAGAGGCUGGCUUAACCCCAAAUGUAAACAUAGCAGUUUCUCUGAAAACUGCUAUGUUUACAGCAGGCAGGGUUAACCCUAGAGGGACCUGGCACCCAGGCCACUUCAUUGAGCUGAAGUGGUCUGGGUGACUAUAGUGUACUUUGGUAAUAGAAAAUAUAUGGACCCAGAGACUGGUGGCUUCAUUAAGUCCUACCUACAUUUGUGGUAAUGUUAAUUGGAUCCUCAGUCUUUGGCCAAAAAUAUCUCCUCCUCCUACCCAACAACAGUGUCCUUAUAACCCAACCCACCAAUAACCAGUGACUAGGGUCUUCACAUUCUCAUGCACUAGACACAUGUCAGGGAAGUAUCAUGGGGGACCCACCGCACAUAAAUAAAUAAAGCGAAUAUGGGAAUGUGUUAAAUAUACAACUUAUCAAAUUACGGUAACUAGAGUCUCAAAAUUCAACUUAUUCUCUUUAAACAACUGAAAUGGCAUUGAUUAAAAAUGGUAAUGGUAAUUAUAAAAUGAAUAUACCAUACAAAAAAAAGUCACAUUACACUCCAUUAGAUAUCUAAUGCUAUUUUGUUAGGUAUAUGUUCUAGUGUUGUGUAAUUGGCAAAUAGUUUUUGAAUUCUCUACCAAAGAAAAUGUGCUUAAUGAGGUAAUAAUUCCUCAUCCCUUACAGCUUUCUACAGGCAAAAUAUAUUAUCACUAGAAAGUCUAUUAGUACAAUGGCGUCAUGUCAAUCUCCUUGUAUUCCUUUAACAGUGAAACAUAUGAUCUUAAGUUACACCUGAUAGUAUGGGAGAAUUUUCCCUCCUUCCUCUCCAGUUUUUACAAUACAAGGGCAUGAUCAGUGUUCAGUGUCACUUCUAGUUCCCAUUUAAUUACAACUGGCAAAUGGAUUUUAAUAGUGCAACACUUAGUGUACAUUUGGAAAUGUUUCUUAUAGCCUUUAACAGAAAUACUUGUAUUUAUAAUUACUUUUUUAACUUUUUACUUAAAGUGGACUCUCAAACUUACUUUCCUCUCCUUCUCUUCAACUUUUGAAAUCGGCUCAUCUUUUCUUAAUUUCUCAUCUAUUUUUCUUUAAAAUAUAAUAAAAAGUAGGGACUUUUAUCUUAUAUAUUUUUUCCAUGCCUGACAACCUUGACAAAGGGUAGAGCUUAAAGAAAACUCUACUAUCUUGACAAGGGAAGCAGAGCUUGCCUUAUGCCUUAAACUCCACCCCUUUGAUUAAAAUAAAUACACAAGACAAAGAAGUCCCCCUACUUUCUUAUGUUUUAAAGAGAAAUAGGUCAGAAAAGAUUAACAGAUUCUGAAAGAGGAUGAGAAGAAGAAAUAACAAGAGAAAGGUAAGUUUGAGGUGUGACAAAGUUACUCUAACUAUAAUUGGAGGGACAAACUUAAUAUGUGUGAAUCUUUCUUUAUUGUACACAGGACCUUGGGUUACUCAGAAAAGGCUCCGUAUUGGUGGCAGAUAAUGUUUUAUAUCCAGGCGCCCCAGAAUUCCUUGAGUAUGUCAGGACAAGUGUUCGAUAUGACUGCACCAACUAUCCUGCCCACGUGGAGUACAUAAAUAAGCCAGAUGCACUAGAAAAGGCGGUGUUUACAGGAUAG
Messenger RNA from Pelobates cultripes (western spadefoot toad), 26829 nucleotides. NCBI's taxonomy places the organism in Eukaryota, Metazoa, Chordata, Amphibia, Anura, Pelobatidae. The record is from the annotation of a GenBank genome assembly.